AUGUUUCGCCUGGCAGUACUGCUCGUAUGCCUCCUGUCCCCAGGUUUGGCAUCGCCAACCAGGGGCCGGCUGUGGAGGACCGGGCAGGCUCGCAUCAUCGGCGGGACUGAAGUCAGCAUCUCCAGUUUCCCUUGGCAGGUGUCUGUAGAGUCGGCGGGAGACCACACUUGUGGAGGGUCCCUCAUCAGUCCCGACUGGGUGCUGACGUCCUCGUUGUGCCUAGAUGGCUUCAGCGGCGUUUUCGAGCAUAUACUGCAGUUCGUCUCGCUGCGUGCGGGUACAUCUACGAAGGGGAGCGGCGGUGUCGUGUUGCUCGCAGCUGAGAUGUACGAGCACCCACUGUACAUCCCCCUCACGGUUGAUUACGAUGUCGCACUCAUCAAGGUGAACGGCUCGUUCGCACUAGGUCCUAACGUGCAGGCAGUGAACCUGCCUGAGCAAGGCUACGACCCACCAGUGGGCCUGCCGGUGACGAUCACUGGCUGGGGCUACAACGUCACUGACGGCAGUAUGUCCAGUGUUCUGCAGAAGGUGUACGUCAACAUCGUGGACCGUGCCGUCUGCCAGGCGACCUACGUGAUCAGGAACGUGACCGCGCGCAUGGUGUGCGCUGGAGAACUGCUGAGGGGCUCUUGCGAUGGCGACUUUGGAGGACCGCUGGUCAGUGGCAGCACGCAGGUUGGCGUCUUAUCCUGGACGCUCUUUCCGUGCGAGCUUGGCCUCGACGUCUACGCCAACGUCGGCAGCGUCAGGUCCUGGAUCAGCGAGAUCUCAGGAGUCUGA
This is a messenger RNA of Schistocerca piceifrons (Central American locust), 783 nucleotides long. Its product is annotated as trypsin-7-like. The transcript is spliced from 2 exons. Lineage: Eukaryota; Metazoa; Arthropoda; Insecta; Orthoptera; Acrididae. Gene Ontology annotation, molecular function: serine-type endopeptidase activity. Gene Ontology annotation, biological process: proteolysis. The record is from RefSeq and is a predicted model, not a curated record. Bases 1 to 783 code for a protein of 260 amino acids.